Molecule: messenger RNA, 1608 nt
Organism: Sclerotinia sclerotiorum 1980 UF-70
Lineage: Eukaryota; Fungi; Ascomycota; Leotiomycetes; Helotiales; Sclerotiniaceae
Exons: 2
Coding region: 1-1608 (535 amino acids)
Biological process (GO): glucosylceramide biosynthetic process
Cellular component (GO): membrane
Molecular function (GO): ceramide glucosyltransferase activity
Source: RefSeq, a predicted model, not a curated record
AUGGAGAUGGAGACGGAAACCUUAAUAUACUGCAUAGCCUUGGCAUGUUGGACGUGGUAUUUCUUCAUCCUACUCGUACAAGGAAUAGGUUCUACUCAAUUGUUUCGUCACUAUUCUUCGAAUCCAAAGCCUGCCAUCUCCCCAAAUUUAGACACCAAUGAUAUCCCCCAUGUUACCAUUUUACGACCAGUUAAAGGACUUGAGCCACAGUUGUAUGAAUGCCUCGCGGCCACAUUUAGACAGACAUACCCAGCGGAAAAGUUGACGAUAUACUUCUGCAUUGGCUCAUCCACCGAUCCUGCAUACCCAGUUCUUCAACGUCUGCUGGCAGACUUUCCUCAAUUCGAUGUAAAGAUUUUCAUAGAGGAGCAGGAUCCAAACCUGAGUGGUCAUGGAGGGCAGAUUGGGAAUCUUGGCCCCAAUCCCAAGAUUCGAAAUAUGAGUCGUGGAUACAGGGAGGCAAAGGGAGAUAUUGUAUGGAUCAUCGAUUGCAAUGUCUGGGUAGGAACUGGUACUGCUGGACGAAUGGUUGAUAAAUUAUGUGGCUUUAAGGCGGAUGGCACCAAGGCAAGACCUUAUAAAUUCGUUCACUUACUACCAUUAGUUGUAGAUACACUUGGAACCAGCACAAUUGAAGAGAAUGAAGGACUUCUCGCCGCCGAACAGCAAUUCUCACCCACAAACACAAUGAUCUCCAAAAUUUCAACAGCAUCCAAACACGAGUCCAACUUCGAUGCAAGCGCAAGGAUUGGUGGCGGCCGUUUCGAAGAAUCUUUCAUGGCAUCAUCCCAUGCGAAGUUCUACACUGCAAUCAACACAGUUGCAAUUGCGCCUUGCAUAGUUGGCAAGUCAAACAUGUUUAGACGAUCUCACUUGAAUUUCCUCACCUCCACAUCUCCUGAUUAUGCCCCGGGAAUCGACUUUUUCUCGGAAAACAUUUGCGAAGAUCACUUAAUCGGAGACUUGUUAUGGCGAAAGCAAGUGCCGGAAGAAAAGGCAGGGGAGAAGUGGAAUAAACACGGUUUGGUUCUUGGCGAUUUGGCUAUCCAACCGAUGGCUGGUAUGUCAAUUCGAGAAUACAUUGCACGCCGAGUACGUUGGCUCAGAGUUCGAAAAUGGACUGUUACGCUGGCCACAUUUGUUGAACCUGGAGUCGAACCCCUCUUAUGCUCAGCUUAUGGUUCUUUCGCAAUCACGACAUUACCUUGGUUCCAUGAGAAUUUGGGUGUGCCUCAAACGUGGCUUGCUUUUUCCAUAGUUUGGUUAUCAAAUGUUGUUGCUUGGAUGACACUUGAUUGGUUUGUCUAUGCCAACCUUCAUUCUGGUUCUUCUAUUGAGCUGGAUGAAAAUACGCCUUCCUUUGCACAACCUCCUCGGAGUGGGUUCAAAAGGCCUUUUAAAGAGUGGGCAUCUGCAUGGCUCGGCAGGGAAAUUCUUGCGUUACCCAUAUGGACAUGGGCUUGUCUUGGUGGAACAACGGUGAUGUGGAGAGGCAAGAAAUUCCGCGUUAACCUCGAUAUGAAAGUGGUCGCAAUUAAAGAUGGGAAAAAGUCAUCCACUCCUGAAAUCGAAAAUGGCCGCUCGUACAGUAAAGAUAGACAGGAUUAG